Micromonas pusilla CCMP1545 is the source of this 279-nucleotide messenger RNA. RefSeq lists its product as uncharacterized. Gene Ontology annotation, biological process: mRNA splicing, via spliceosome. The annotation marks the transcript as partial. The transcript has a single exon. Lineage: Eukaryota; Viridiplantae; Chlorophyta; Mamiellophyceae; Mamiellales; Mamiellaceae. The record is from RefSeq and is a predicted model, not a curated record. Gene Ontology annotation, molecular function: RNA binding. Gene Ontology annotation, cellular component: nuclear speck.
GUGUCCCUGCUCGUGCGCAACCUCCCGUACGACGCCACCGUGGAAGAGAUCAGGACCGCGUUCGAGGAGUACGGCGAGGUGAGGGACGUGUACAUCCCGAAAGACUACCACACGAAGCGCCCGAAGGGGUUCGCGUUCGUGGAGUUCCCGGAUCCGAGAGAAGCGGAGUUGGCGGAGGACAAGCUGGACAAGACGCGGCUGUGCGGCGUGGAGGUGAGCGUCCAGGUGGCGAAGCAGAAGAGGAAAGAUCCGAGCUUCUUCCAGCAGGGCCGCGGCGGG